This is a messenger RNA of Dictyostelium purpureum, 3435 nucleotides long. RefSeq lists its product as uncharacterized. The transcript has 3 exons. The record is from RefSeq and is a predicted model, not a curated record. NCBI's taxonomy places the organism in Eukaryota, Evosea, Eumycetozoa, Dictyosteliales, Dictyosteliaceae. Bases 1 to 3435 code for a protein of 1144 amino acids. Gene Ontology annotation, molecular function: protein binding.
AUGAAUAGAAUAGUAAAUGUAUUUAAUAAAAGUCAUAAAAAUACAUUUAAUGUUUUGCCAAAUACAUUAAAACCAGGUAUUCAGGUUAGAGAUUAUGCGUCUUUCAACCAAGCCAAAUUUUUAAAUAAUGCUUUUAAUAAAAACAAUAAUAAUAAUAAUAUAGAAAGCAAUAAUAAUUAUAAUAACAAUAAUCAAAAUAAUACAAUAAAUAAUAAUAAUAGUAGUAAUAAUAGUAAUAAUAGUAAUACUAAUAAUAAUAAUAAUAAUAAUAAUAAUAAUAAUUCUGCAACUAUAAAUAACGAUGAAAAAAAAAUUAAAAAACCAGUUGGUCCAAAUAGUAAUUCAUUGCAGAAAGCCAUGUUAUUAGUUAAUAUAAAAGAUCUAUUUAAAAAAAGACCUUUGGUUGCAACAGACUUGAUUUCAAGAAAUUUAAAACAAGGAAAUUUAAAUAAUCAUGAUAUGGAAAUAUUAUUUCAGUGGUCACAUGAUAAUAAAUAUUUAAAUCAUGUUGAUAUUAUUCAUCUCUUUUUAUCACAUUUUACAGGAGUUAAUGAUAUAAGUAGAAUAAAGAAAUUAAUAGUUUUAUUUUCAUUUGGUAUUGAAAUGGAUGUAAAGACCUGUGAGACUUUAAUCAAGUAUUUUACAAUUUCAAAGAUGCAUGAAAAUUUAAAAUCAAUUUUAGAAUCUUGUAUUAGUAAAGAGAAUGGGUUAGAGUUUACAAAAAAGACCUAUCAAGAGUUUAUAACCUCAUUUUUAGAGUUGGAUGAUAUUGAAGGAGCGCUAAAAUACUAUCCAAAGGUAAAACCAGAAACAUCAAGUUGGUUAGAGAUUGUUAAAUACUAUAUAAAGAAAGGAAAAAAUCAAGAUGCCAUCAAUUUCUUUAAAAUGGAUGCAAAGGACCACAAAGAGUCAUUCUUUUUAUCUGGUACAUUUUCAUCUCUAAUGAAGAAUUUCUCUGAAACCGAUUCAGACGAUAUUCUCUCUUUUCUCCUUGAAACAGAAUUAAUGGAUGAAAAUUCAAUCAAUUUGUUUUUAUCAAUGCACUUGGAGAACAGCUUAAAGACUUCAUCCUAUUUAAUUCGUAAAUGGUCAAGAACCAUUCCAAUGGAGCAUUUAUACACAAAAUUGGUAAAACAAACAAUUAUUGUUGAUGAUCUAGAGGAAAUUUUAACUCUUAUUCAAGACAAAAAUAUCAAAAAUCUUUUCACCAUAAAUAUCCCAACCUAUGCAAUCAUUUUAGAGAUGGCAGAUGCUAAUCAAAGACAAGAAAAAAGAAAGAUUUUAAAUUCAAAAAAUUAUGACCCAAAUACCCCAAUUGAAAUUUCCUGGGAUUCAAACUUUGAACAAAUUAUUAACCACAUAACAUCUCUAGAUCCAAAAGGAAACGAAUUAUCAUCUUUAAUAUUUUACGCUCAAAUAAAAGAAAAAACUGAACUAUUCCAAAUGUUAACAGAAAGUUUAAACAAUCAAAAACCUGAAUACAUCGACAAAGUAACCUGCCAACUCGUCAAGCAUUUCACAAAAGCAAAUCACUAUGAUUUAGCAAUGGCAUGGAUUGGUAAUCGUUUGGUCAAUUACAACUUUCAAAAUAAUGCAUAUAUCUACCACUCUCUCCACGAGGUUGAAGCAAGUAACUUUUUAGGUCAAUUUUGGUUUGGUCAAUUAUCAUUACAACCAAUAAUUUCCGAUCUAUCACAUACAGAAUCAUCAUUCAAAAUAGAUCAAAUGAUGAUCUUACUCGAAUCAUCCCUACAAGAACACGAAGAAAGAAACAGAAACAACUCUAAAAACAAACCAAUUGAUUCAAAAGAUAUCUAUAUUAAACGUUUAUUUUCAAAAUCAAACAUUGACGAAAACUUGGUAUUGGAGAAUUUAGAAAUGAACAAAGAAGUUAACUUACAAUUAGAACAAUUGUUAAAGAAAAAGAUUGAAAAUGUAGCCAGAAAUGGAGGAACCAUUAAAUACGAGGGUUACAGAUCCACCAAAAACUAUUCAACAAACAAUUGGUUACCAAAAGAAUUUUCAAAUAGCUCUAGAUAUGUACUUUCAGAAUAUGACGCUCAAUUAAAAAUGGCAAUUGACAAUAAUAAUGCUGAUGAAAUCUAUGAAGUUAUCAAAAAGAGUUUAGCAGAUAAUGUUAUUCCAGAGAGCAGAUUGUUGUUGACCGCAUAUUACUUUGUAUGCGAAUACGAUAGAAAUAAAUACAUUCAAUUACUUCAAGAAACACCACCAUUUGUCAGAAUGCUCAUAUUCAAUACCAAGUUUUAUUAUGAUUUAUUAAAGACCUAUCCAGACGUAGCAAUCUUUUUAUUACAAGGAGAGUUACCACAAAAUCUCUCACCAGUAUUAUUGUAUCAAAUUCUAUUUUUAACAUUGAAAUCGGGCAGAAUUGAUUUAUUCACUACUUUUGGUACUCUAUUAAUGGCCACCAACACUCCAAUCAAUUUAGAAUCAAUUAUUCAGAUCUCCAAGACAUUGAUAGAUAACAAUAUUUCAAUUGGCAACUCAAAAUUCGUCGUAAAGUUUAUUGAAUAUAUUAAAAGUUCAACUAAAAUACAAUCCAUUAUCAAAGAAGGAAAUGACUUGAAACUAGGUGUCCUAUUGAACUCGAACGAAUUAAAUUUUAGAGACUUUAAAAAUAUAGAUGAUUACAACCACAGAAUGUCGUUUGCAUACACAAUUCUAUUGAAUGAAUUGUCACACGCCAAUUUAAGCGAAGAGAUUAUGGAGUGCUUCUCAUCAUUAGACACAUUUGUAAAUAACUUAUCAAUCGAAGUUGUAUUAAAACACAUUUCAAAACUAUAUCCAAUCCCACCAUUAUCAAACAUUACACAAUGGCUUUCAUUAAUCCAAUAUUGUAAAAGCCCUCAACAAAAAAAUAAACAAUAUGGCAUUAGCGUCAAACUUUUAGAAAAAGAUCCAUCCAUUACAGAAUCACUCAACUAUAAUCUAUUCAACUCUAUUGUUUCACAUGUUCCAAAUCUUACACCAAAACUAUUAAUUAGUCUUUUCCUAAGAGUUCAUCCCCUUCUUCCACAGAAAAUCCAAGAAAUUGAAAUUACCGAUGAAACUGGUAAAACCAAAGGUCUAUACAGUACACAAAAAAUUAAAAGUAUUUCACCAGAAACAAAAUCAAAUGCAUUAUAUCAAAUUGAUCAAGCUUUAAAUAUGAAUCCAACAGAGAUCGAAGAAAAACAACUUAAAGAAUGGAUCAACAUAUUGGAAUUAAUCCCAUUAUCAUCUGAACACAGCCUCGAAAUUUCAAAUGAUAGUUUAAAUAUUAUUACUCAAAAUUUAGCACCAAAAAUUUUAUCAUAUUUCCAAUCCAAAAACAGUAAUUUAGAUUUAUCCCAAAUGUCUCAAUUAUCUGAAAAUACCUCACCAAGCCAAAGAUCCACCGAAUUAAAAAAUUAUUUAUCAAAUUUAAUAUACUAA